GCUGCAGUCAGACACUCAGAGGGAAUUGGCUCUCCUUUUGAAGUCUGCUCAUCUUAAGUUUUUUGUUUCAGUUCUGCUCAAGAGUUGACAAUGGCAAGUGGAAAGAAGACAAUGUCCGUUUCAAGCUACACCAGCGGCGGCUCCAGGAGGUCCUACGCUCCAGCGUCCAGUGGCUACUCCGUGACAAAAAGAACCAGCUAUGGUGUUGGUUCUGGUGUUCCUAGUUUUAGUUCAGCUUCAAUGGGAGGUGGUAGUUAUGGUUUUGGUUCUAGUUAUGGUUCUGGUUCUGGCCAAGGUGGUUUCAUCCACCCACAGAUCACAGCUGUCCAAACCAACCAGAGCCUGCUGGCGCCACUGAACCUGGAGAUUGACCCCAACAUCCAGGCUGUCCGCACCCAGGAGAAGGAGCAGAUCAAGACCCUCAACAACCGCUUUGCCUCCUUCAUCGACAAGGUCCGUUUCUUGGAGCAGCAGAACAAGAUGCUGGAGACCAAAUGGAGCCUCCUGCAGGACCAGACCACCACCCGCUCCAACAUCGACGGCAUGUUCGAGGCCUACAUCUCUAACCUGCGCAGACAGCUCGAUGGGCUGGGCAAUGAGAAAGUCAAGCUGGAGGGAGAGCUCAGGAACAUGCAGGGCCUGGUUGAGGACUUCAAGAGGAAGUAUGAGGAAGAAAUCAACAAACGUGCAGCUGCAGAGAACGAGUUUGUGCUCCUGAAGAAGGACGUUGAUGCUGCCUACAUGAACAAGGUGGAGCUGGAGGCCAGAGCUGAUGCUCUUCAGGAUGAGAUCAACUUCCUCAGGGCUGUCUAUGAGGCUGAGCUUCGUGAGCUGCAGGGCCAGAUCAAGGACACCUCCGUCAUUGUGGAGAUGGACAACAGCCGUAAUCUCGACAUGGAUUCCAUUGUGGCUGAAGUGCGUGCUCAGUACGAGGAUAUUGCCAACCGCAGCAGGGCUGAAGCAGAGACCUGGUACAAACAGAAGUAUGAGGAGAUGCAGUCCUCAGCUGGACAGUAUGGUGAAGACCUGCGCUCAACCAAGGCUGAGAUUAGUGAGCUGAACCGCAUGAUCGCCCGUCUUCAGAAUGAGAUUGAGGCUGUCAAAGGACAGAGGGCAAACCUUGAGGCUCAGAUCGCAGAGGCUGAGGAGCGUGGGGAGCUGGCAGUGAAGGAUGCCAAGCUCCGCAUCAGGGAUCUGGAGGACGCUCUGCAGAGAGCCAAGCAGGACAUGGCCCGCCAGGUGCGCGAAUACCAGGAGCUGAUGAACGUCAAGUUGGCCCUGGACAUCGAAAUCGCCACAUACAGGAAACUGCUGGAAGGAGAGGAGAGCAGAAUUGCCAGCGGAGGCUCCAAUGCAACCAUUCAUGUGCAGCAGAGCUCUGGAGGAUACUCCAGCUCCGCCUCCGGCGGUGGAUAUGGUGGUGGUUAUGCCAGUGGUGGUUUUAGCAGCGGCGGUGGUGGUGGUGGUGGUUAUGGCAGUAGCACUAUCACCAAGUCCACAGUCUCAUCAUCCAGUACCAGGAGAUAUUAAAAAGGAGAGCCAUCCCUCUUUCCCUUCAGAAACUUCAGAAAAUAAUCUUAAGCUGUGUUCCUUCAGGGUGCUAUCCAAUACUGUUCUGCAAGAGUAAUGAACAUCCCAAAAUCUGAUUCCUUAAAAUGUCAGACCAAAAAUAAAAUAAGAUAAAAUAACACAUGAGAUUGUGUCACACUGCCACCAUGUGUUUAAGGGAUCACUUGCUGUUUUUCUUACUAUUUACUUCAGUAUGAUUUGAGUUUCUGAAGGUAAACAUGGCCUCAAAUACACAAGGGCCAGGUCAGUUAGCAUGACAAAUUGGUUUUAUUUCUGCACUGACUUCCAAGAAAUAAGAAAAAAAGGUAAAAAUAAAUGUUAAAACUAAGCAAGGAAAGUAUAAAGUACAGCGAAAAAUCAGAACUCUAUAACGUUUGUCAACUUAGAUCAUCUUAAUACUGUAUUACAAUGAUAAACUGCUCUGAAACAGGAUCCUGGUGCUGAGAUAGACAGAUUAUAUUUUUAUACCCCUGUUCUCAGUUGAUGAUUCCUACAUUUGAGUUUUGAUAUUAGUAAAAAAAAAAAAAGAGCAAGUCACUGACCAAAUUUGAUCAUUGGAGAAUACAAGAAUUAUACAUUUGUGUGACGUUACAUGUUUACAUUUAUACUUUGAACUGUUUGGUUACUGGCUUGUUCAAUUUUACUGUUGUCUCACAUGUUUCCCUGCCUAGUUUUGCCUUUGAUUGCCUUCAAACUAAAACUAUGUUGAAACCAGAUUUAUUUUGUGAAAGCCUUUCGGAGCAACAUGACUGACAAAAUGUUGCAGCCAAUGAUAUCAAAUGAAUCUGAACAAAAUAAAUCUGAGAACCAA
Messenger RNA from Scophthalmus maximus (turbot), 2380 nucleotides. RefSeq names its product intermediate filament protein ON3. NCBI's taxonomy places the organism in Eukaryota, Metazoa, Chordata, Actinopteri, Pleuronectiformes, Scophthalmidae. Gene Ontology annotation, cellular component: keratin filament. Gene Ontology annotation, biological process: keratinization; intermediate filament organization. The record is from RefSeq and is a predicted model, not a curated record. The transcript has 9 exons. Gene Ontology annotation, molecular function: structural constituent of skin epidermis. Bases 91 to 1530 code for a protein of 479 amino acids.